Messenger RNA from Volvox carteri f. nagariensis, 6627 nucleotides. RefSeq lists its product as uncharacterized. The record is from RefSeq and is a predicted model, not a curated record. Gene Ontology annotation, biological process: protein phosphorylation. Bases 82 to 6627 code for a protein of 2181 amino acids. Gene Ontology annotation, molecular function: ATP binding; protein kinase activity. NCBI's taxonomy places the organism in Eukaryota, Viridiplantae, Chlorophyta, Chlorophyceae, Chlamydomonadales, Volvocaceae. The transcript is spliced from 23 exons.
GUGCUUGAAUGUAAAUGCUCGUCGCUCCGUACCGGACUAGCGUGAAGUGGGCCUUUGCGUCCAGCCUUACACCCGAUCCCAAUGUUUAAUCAGGCCACACCACAUCCCAAUGCGCUUAAUGGGUGGGUGGGAGGGUCUUCGGCUGGUCCGCAAGUUUUAAGCCUUGGGUCCAGAGCGGCGGUCGAUGGCUUAGCCUUUCUUGGCACUGACGCGACUAGCUCCGCGCAGCCUUCCUUUGUUCCUGGAUGGGGCUUACGUGGUGUGGUCCCUCUUCGCACUGGCGGCCUCGGCCUUCCGGGGGGUCCGCUUUCCUUGGUUGGAUUGUCGGCUCCCUCUCUCGAGUCUCCACCUUUGGCGCCUUCUGAGUUCUUUCUUGGCCCUGGGGUUGUCACCGGCGCCGCCGCCGGAUCCGCUGGGCCCCCCGUUAGCCGGCCUUUCCCGCUGGGCGUUCCUGCCCAGGCACCUGCCCCCUUGGGUGUGGCUCGCGGUCGCCUAGACCAGGUUAUCGCUCGGCUCCGCCCUUCGCCCCUCAUUUCAGCCGCGGAUCAAGAAGCGUCUUACCAGCGGGGUCUGGCCGCGGCCAACCAGAUGCUCCUUGGUGCCCUAGCCUCUUCUACGGUGUCCCGCCAGGAUGGUGCCGUCACCGAGUUCCUGAGUUGGCUUUCCAGCCAUGGUCGUGGUCGGGACUGUGAUGACGGCUCAUAUUACCCCUAUUUGGAUGCUCUCCUACAAGAUCCUAGAUACUCCUACAUUGUGGGAAGCUCACAGGAGCUAAGGGCGCUUCCCGAAUACAACUCAACGGCACGGAGCUUGCCCAUCAUUGGAAGGAAAGUUGUAGUUGGCGAGUCAUUUUUCAGUGUCUUUUCGGCUGCACAAAUUCGGCUCUGGGAGGUCGAGAAUGGAACAGCUUACGUUCCCGCUUACUUCGACGUCCGGAACGCAAGAAUGCGGGGCCGUUACCUACAACAUCACACGGUGGGGGUCCGAGGACAUCACACGGUGGGGGUCCGAGGACAUCACACGGUGGGGGUCCGAGGACAUCACACGGUGGGGGUCCGAGGACAUCACACGGUGGGGGUCCGAGGACAUCACACGGUGGGGGUCCGAGGACAUCACACGGUGGGGGUCCGAGGACAUCACACGGUGGGGGUCCGAGGACAUCACACGGUGGGGGUCCGAGGACAUCACACGGUGGGGGUCCGAGGACAUCACACGGUGGGGGUCCGAGGACAUCACACGGUGGGGGUCCGAGGACAUCACACGGUGGGGGUCCGAGGACAUCACACGGUGGGGGUCCGAGGACAUCACACGGUGGGGGUCCGAGGACAUCACACGCUGGUGUAUCCCUACCUCUUCAUCAAAUACGCCCGGCUUGGGCCGGUCUGGGUGGAGGACCUCACGCUGUCCUGCGCAGCGAAUGCGGAUAUCCAGCCAUCCGCCUGCCCCCAAACGCUCCCACCCACCAUUGUCAACGUUUCCAGCCACGACGACCUGGUCAACGCGUUGACCACGCUUGAAAGCACACAUCUGGCACGCUGUGAAACACACAUGACCGUGCUGCGCCUGCUGAGCGACGUAACGCUGGAUGUGAGUCGUUGGCCGCGCGGCGGCGGCGGGCUCUUCAUCACAUCGAAUGUUACCUUUGAAUGCGCCCCGGGGCAGUUGCUGGUGCUGGAUUUUGCUGGCGGCCUGAAUCUGUUUAAAUUGCGCGGUGCCGCGUUUGUGCGAAUGCACAAUUUGGUGGUGACGAACCUUGCAACGGCACCGGUUGGUGUGUUCACUGUGCCAAUCUGGGCGUUCAAUUUUGAAAGGGACCUCAAUGUGGUUGGAGAGGGCCGGCUGCACAUGGUCAACACCACUGGUGUUAUUGCACGUGAUGAAUUCGCGCACCUGCUGUUCUGGACAUCCAUACUGAGCAAUCCUCUGCAGGCGGUUGCGGCUCUGGCAGCCUGGCAGCAUUUGAUCGGAAGCAUGGAUAAUUAUCCCCGAAUCACCAACGAAAGCCUCACAUUCAGCCAGAUUACCGGCAUGGGAGUAACGUGCGCCAACAUCACCAUCAUCACGCAACCAUUAUCCGCCCCGGUCAUCAACGCCACUGCCACUGCCAUUGCCAGCGACGAUGCGAUACGCAGCAGCCCAUCAUUCGAGCACCUGAUGACGCUGCCGCCGCUGCUGCGACCCCUCACCGGGGUCGACCAGCUCCUAGGCUCAGACAUCUUCGCUGGACCGCCGUACACCGUCGCCAUUUACUCCGCUGCACAGCUGCGCCGUACACUCGCUUUUCCCGACGCCCGCUUCACUCGUUUAGCUCAGGCCGACGGCCUAACGAACAGCAAUACAACUGCCGUGCUCCUACUUCUGCAAAACAACAUUUCCCUGGCGGUGGCGGACGGGCUCCCUCGCAGCGUCGCCGCGAAGCUGCCUGUGCUGCGUCGUAUAAUCGCACAGGGCAAGCCGUACAGCGGCGUGGAGCUGGAUUUUGGACUGGGGACGGGGCUUCUGGCCGCUGUUGGGCGUGGUGGUGAGGUGGCGUUUAAGUACUUGACGCUGCGUGGAGCCGGAUGGUUGGCGAAUUACACGCCGGCGAAUGCAGCUCAGCAGUUGUCACCUCAGAGCUAUCUGCAGAUGGGGAUGUGGGUCGUGAGCUUCGAACGCACGGGGCAGCGGCGUGUGAGCCUCCAGUCCACCAGGAUGCUCAUCUCCUCGCAAGAGAUGGACCUGCUGCUCAGGUCUUUUCGGAGACAUCUGCGCUCAGCUGAUACCCCAGGGCACGCAGGUGCGUAUCGGAAUGGCUCUAGUGCGCGUACAAACACCCACGCAAUCGUCGGCGGCGCCGUCGGCGGCGCUGCCGGCUGCUUGCUGCUGGCGGUGGCGGCGCUGAUGUACGGCGUCCGCCGCAGCCGCUCCCGCCGCCACGAGGAGCAGGAAGCGGGCCUUCGAGGCUUACAAGCCAACCAGCUUGAGCAGAUCAGCCAACAAAAUCCGUUGGCGCAACUGAUUUUGGAUCACUUGGCGGGUAAGGAUCAAGCCGUGGCGGCCAAGCUGGAGCGUGCAGGCGGCAGUACGGCAGACAGCCAGGCUACUGCUGUCGCCACCAUAGUUGCCGGCCACACGACCAGUGCUAGCUUUGGCGCCGCUGCCACCGCCGCUGCUGCCGCCACCAGCGGCGCGUCCAGUUGUUGUGCCGUCGGUUCAGACGGCGCGUGCGCCGUGACGGCGGCGACGGCAAUUACGGCAGCGGCAGCGGAUCCCGCUAAUAUCAAUGCCAUUGAGCUUGCAGAAAUCUUUAAACACCUGACUAUUUUGGGGGUGGCCAAUUUAUCCAACGCAACCGCAGCUGCUGCAGCCGCGGCCGGCGGGCGGGAGAGCGGCGGCGGCAUGAUGGACAGCGGUGGCAGCCGCGGUUUCCGCUCCGGAACCAAACCCGGAUUUACCGGCGGCAGCCGCAGCAGUGUGGGUGGCAGCACCGGCAGCGGCAGCGGCGGCAGCCCUGCGGGUGGCGGCGGCGGUGCUACCAAUCCACAGCAAGUCCCCGGGCUGCUGGCGCUGCCCCAUGCCUUAGUGCAGAGGAUGAGCUGGUGUUGGGAGGCCGGAGGGACGCACGGUAGGGAGCGGGCGUGGGACAAGAAAAGUACGGCGGGCCAACCGCCAGGUCCAGGGAUAGCAUGCAGCGUCGGCGGCGGCAGCAGCUGUGGCAAAAAGGCCGGGGAAAAAGAUGACGGGAGUCCGCUGCCGCAGCAGCGCGGCAGUAGCCCCGGCUCAGCCGCUCAUGCGGCUACUGCGGCGGUGGCAGGAGUCACAGGGUCAGCAUUAGCAGGGUCAGCAGCGGCGGCAGCAGUAGCGCCUGCGGUCGAGGGAAACGGCCAGGUUGCAGCUCAAACAGACGUCGCAGCCGGCGGCCGUACGGGGCCAGGGACGUUGGUGCCGGCGCCGCUGCCGGCGGCGCCAGCAGGCCACGACGGCGACGUGGAAGAGGCCGGCGGCGGGGCCGCCGAGCGCGGCGGCAUGUGCGGCAAGGGUACGGCAGCAGGCAGCACCAUCACUGCCGCUGCCGCCGCCGCUACCGCCGCCUCGCUCCCCCCUGGACUUCACCAUCAAGUAUCUCAGAGCCCCGUUCUGGAGGAGUUACUGCGAUUGAGCUUGGACCUGGCUGGCGAGAUUGACGACAACCAGCUCAUGGUGAGGGAUGUGGUGGCCAGUGGUGGCUUUGGAACUGUGUACCGGGGCACUUGGCACAACCUGCCCGUGGCGGUCAAGGUGGUGCUCUUCUCCACAGCCUCCACCAACAGGCGGAUCGCGCUGCAGGAGGCAGCCCUUUCCAAAUCCAUCAGCCAUCCGAACAUCAUCGCGACGUACGCUGUGGACGCAAAGCCCAUGGCGGUGCUGAGACGCGGUAGCAAGGGUGGCGGCGGCGGCGGUGGUGGUGGUGGUGGUGGUGGUGGUGGUGAAGCCGGUGGUAGCGAUGCCAGCGGUAAGCCGCUGCCUAGGCACGAGGCCAGGAGCCGCAGCCUGGCAGAUAUUGAGGAGUGGCGGCUGUACAUCAUCCAGGAGUUCGCUGACGGGGGGACUCUGAGGCGGGCGCUGGACAUCGGAACCUUCCAUCAAGAACUGAAACACCCGCACCCACACCAUUUUUGCACGCCGCGAAUCGACAUGAUCCUGGAUAUCGCUCAAGGGGUGGCAGCUGCGCUGGCCCACCUGCACUCGAAGAACAUCGUACACGGGGACCUGAACCCCAAGAACGUGCUACUCAAGAUGGUAACACGCGGCGGAGGCUCCGAAACCCCUCAGGCUAACGGUCGAUGGCUCGGGACCAAAAUGUCAGCAGCGGCGGCGGCGUCUUCGCAGUACAGCGACUACCCUCUGGCCGGUCGCUGCGGCUUUGCCAUCAAAGUAGCGGACUUUGGCCUUAGCGUAAAGAUGGAGCACAGCCACGUCAGCGGGUUGCGACAGGGCACUCCGUUCUACGCGGCACCGGAGCUGUCCCAGCUGGGCAUCAUGUCCCGAGCUGCUGACACUCACAUUGCAGCCGUCAAUGUGGGGGGGGAGUUGCUGGGGGAUGUCCAGCUCCGUCCGUCCCAGAUCUGGGUUCCGGAUCCUGUCGCUCCGGGUGGUUAUGUACAGCACUGCGACUUCCCUCUCCUGCCCCCGGGCUGCCCCUCGGAGUACUGCGAGCUGGUUUCGGAGUGCUUGCAGCUCAACCACCUGCAACGACCCGGCUUUGAGGAGAUCGGAUCACGGCUUCGGUCGCUCGCCGUUUGGUGGUGCUGCCUGGGAAGAGGUGAUGCUGCCUGGGCGCCCUCUGCUGCUAUGACCAUCAAGACCAACGCGACUGGAAGCGGCGGCCGUGGCGGUGGUGGUGGUGGUGGUGGGAUAGGCGGUGAGGUCUUUGCAGCUAUGCCUGGCCGGGCCCUUCCUGCCGUACUUCCGCCGCAGCUGCCACACCAUCAAGCCGUACUGCUACAGCAGCACUACCAUCACCAGCAGCACCAGCAACACCAGCAACACCAGCAACACCAGCAGCACCAGCAGCACCAGCAGCACCAGCAACACCAGCAGUCGCAUGCACAGCUCGGAGGUAAGGUCAUCCAGCCCCCGUUACAAGCUCAGCAGCUGCAGGGUGCCCCCGAACCGGAUGUGGUGGCUGCCACCGCGUUCGCGGCGAUGGUGGGUACAACUCAGCGAACGUGUGAGGCCACGGCGGCUCAACGUGUCCGGCUUCCAGCAAAUGAGCAGCAGCGGCAGCAGCAAGGGCCCGUCCUGCGGGAGCCGUACCCGCGGCUACCGUACCAACCGCCGUAUCAACAGUUGUGCGAGCAGCCGUACGAGCAGCCGUACCAGCAAGCACGACAUGUUGGACCUCAGAACCACCGGCCUGUGGGCCAUGUGGAUGACGCUGCUGCUGCGGUGAUGGAGAGCAGCGCUGGCGGUGGCUACUGCGGCGGCAGCGACAGCGCGGCAGCUAGCGCCGUGCAAGUGAUGCCUGCGCUCGCAGACGUCACCAUGGUCCGACGGAGCGAUAUUGUCGUACUGCCAUUUCCGGAAGUUGGGAGGCGAGGCGGCGUCGAGGCAGCGGCGGCGGUUGAGGAACGUGUAGGUGGUACGGCAGAAGCCCCGCUGCCGGCGUUGGAUCGCUCUGAAGUAAGCACCACCACCGCCGCCGCCGCCGUCACCGCAAGCCGGUACGAGCACCUGUUGCCUGGCGGCGGUGGCGGCGGCGGCGGCGGCGACGGUGGGGGCGGUGGGGAGCUGGUUCCAGACCCCGAGCAGAACAACAUCGACGACAAGCUCUGUGACGCCCUGCCGGCGCUGCUCACCUGUCACAGGGCCGGUAACGGCGGCGGCGACAGUCAUGAAAGCCGUGAGGGGUACGGCAAUAGUGAAGACGGCAGCGGGGCCGAUCGACCGUUGUUCAUGUCCCCGACGGCGACGGCGACGGCGACGGCGAUGAGUCACCUGACGACGGCGCCACAUCCGGUGGAUCCGUACGCAGCUGGGAACGGAACCGGGUGCAUCACGGGCAGCAGCGCCGCCGGCGCCAGCGUCAGUGUUGCAACGAUGAUGGAUGCCGUACGGCCCCGCGGGUUGGAAGCGAUUCGGGAGGAGCCGGCGGAGGAGGAAAUGUAG